AUGGAGGUUAGUGGGAGUUUUAUCCUUUAAAAAGAUUUUCGAAAUAUGUUACUCAGUUAAGAUUGUUGCAGAGAGUCUUCUAUCGAUUAGGGCUCUCCAUUGGUCAUCACCCAUGGCGAUAUAUUCUGGUUCUUACUUUGAUCACUUUCAUCAGUUUGAUCGGCUUUCUGCGGUUCCACCAAGUAAAAAUCCUUUGCAAUCUGUCAUAAGUUGUCUCAAACAGCUCAACAACGCGCGGAUAACGUACACAGCGUCGGACUCGCCGAGCCACAUCGAGGGAAAAAUGCUCGAAGAGUUCCUGCGACAGAACGGCACCCUGCACAUGAUGGAGGUGAUGGUUCGCUCCAAAGACAGAGGCAGUUUGCUCCGAUCGGAGUAUCUGGAGCAGCUGACUGACCUCACUGGCGAAAUCGCCAACAUCAUCCAAGUCCAGGUGAGAGCUGAGUCGUGUCUGGAGGGAAGUUCGAGAUGUAGGAUGAGCACGGAAAGAAUUUGACCUAUCGCGACCUUUGCGAACCCUACUGUCAGAAGAACGACGCGCUUUACGCCUUGCUAAGUUGGUAUGAUGAAGAUGAAGACGACGACGACGACGAAGACGGCAGCAGCAACGACACCAGCAUCGAGGUGACGAUCCGCACAUCUAACGCUUAAUCUGAGAGCUUUCAGUUGAAAUACCCUGUGAUGAAAAUAUAUGGGAAGAAGGUGUUCAUCGCCGGGAAUAUUUACGACGUUUCGUUCAAAGGCAACUCUUCCAUCAUCCAAGGAUUCAGCACUGUGGUUCUUCGGUAUUACAUGACUCACAAGACUCUGCAACCUAUGUUCGACUUUGAAGAAAAGGUUCGACUUCUGCUUUAGAGCUUUUGACGAACAGAGUCUUCAGUUGGUCCAUUUGUUCUACGAGACGGACAAGUACCCUCUUCUGGAAGGCGGCGUCGCUUCAGAUAACUUGAUAGCGAAGGAAGUCAAAGCGAUCGGCACAAAAAUGGUUCCUUUGUUGGGAGUCGCACUCGCAGUUCUCACUGGCUUCCUUAUUAUUUGUUCGAUACGGUGACUGAGCGUCGAAAAGACUUUUGAACAAAGAAUUGAAGAUCGAAGAGACGAGAGUCCAAGCCCUUGGAAGCUGUCCUUGGAGCUAUCAUCCCGGUUAUGUCUGGACUGACUACGGUAGGCAUAGUCUCCGCAACAGGUCUGGCCUUCCAAAGCAUCGUGGUUGGCGUACUUUUCCUGGUUCUCGCUAUCGGUGAGGAAACAGCUGCAUGUGAACGAAACAGGCUUUGUUCAGGUAUCGACGACGUGUUCGUCAUUUUGUCGGCUUGGCAUCGAACCGACAAAUCUCUGGACACUCCGCGGCGCCUCGCCGAAACUGUUCAGGAAGCAGGAUGCUCGAUGACAGUCACUUCGGUCACCAACUUCAUCUCAUUCGCAAAUGGAGUCUUUUCAACCACCUCUGCUUUACAGGUAGAUCUGUUCAGGUUUUGAAAGUUAAUAAGCCAUUCGAAAACGCUCUCGGGAGUGUUUGCUCUUCGAUUGGUUGAUCGCGGCAUAAGGGGCGGAGUUCGUGUGAUGGAUUUACAUGCGAAAGCUGAACAGAAUGUAUGAGCCGAUAGACUUUUUUCUUUUUCUUUUUUCGCAAUUUCAAAGCUUUUGCGAGUCAUUAAGCAUGUUCCUUACUAUUUUUUUAUUGCAAUUUAAGGCGUUUGCUGUGUACGGCUCUGUGGCGAGCAUCGUUUGCUACGUCUACCAACUCGUCAUUUUCCCUGCCAUCCUGGCAAUCACCGCUCACAAAGAGUACACGGAGGUCGACUUGCAUGAAAAGUAUGAAUUUCAAAAGUUAUUGAAUGGCAAAACUGUAAAAAUGAGAGAUCAACCUAGAAAAACGGGCUGUAAAUCUAAAACUUUUUCACUCGGUGGCCGAAAUGUAAGUACUCUUUGCGCGCUACCGAUAACGCGAACUCAAGACUGAAAAAAUUGUUUCAACAAAUAUUAUCUAACCUCUCGUUUUCACAAUUUCCGAAAAGAUUGGAUGACGUAAGGUUAAACAUAAAUAUUUUCGCGACGCCAAAAAAGAAAGGAAAAUCGAUUAAUGACGGGAACGCAGUUCUUAGAAGUAAAUAAGAUGUUUGACCCGAGUUUCGGGCGAGAUAAAAUCAUCAUUUUCCCAAUAACUUUGAAUUUCAAAACAGAGGAAAAUUUGAAAACGUAAGUAACUGGAUUUCAGGCGUCUGAAUCUUCACAGUUGCUUGUAAAACAUCAGAACUAUAUUUUUUUUUGAAGUUUUUAUUCAUAUUCCUCCUGCGUUGAAAGAUUUAAUUCAAUUAUUCGAAUUCUCCAAAAAAAAAAAAACGGAAAAUAUGCUAAACCUGGUAGAGACUUUGAUUGCUGGCCAUACGAAAGGAAAUAGCAUUUCAGCUACGCUACUUGAACAUUUUUAGGAAAUGUUGCGUACCUCCGGAGAUAAAAGUGAUCAAAAAAGCGGCCAACUUCCACGACAACGCUUGGAAAACGCUGGCUCGCAUCGUCGAGAAGCCCUGGAUGCGCAUUUUGACGAUUGCGGUGAGAGUUCUCCAGAAUCUUUGCAAGGCUCUUUCUUUCAGGUCUUGGUCGGCUACUGGUACUUGACAGGCGUUGGAAUCACUUCUAUGGAAACCGAUCUGGCCAUUCAAAGAAUUGCGCCGCCUCACACCAGAAUCGUCAAGUUCAAGAUUGAAUACGACCGUGUGAUUCAGGUGAGAACUUUCAACCUAUUACUUUCUUAUGCAUCACCGACGCAGGAAAUGCAAACCGUCGGUGUCUUGGUGCGACAUCCAGGAGAUCUUCGCAACCCGAAGCAACUUCAAAAAGUUCAAAAAAUGAUUCAUGAUUUCGAGACUGCGAUCUACAGGUUUCUAUUCCAUCUGUUCUCUUUCUAACCAAUUUUUCAGUUAUGGCAACGAAUCAACGUAUGCUUGGAUUCAACCAUAUCUUGAUCAUUUAGCAGAAGAGGGAAAAGCCAAGGUGCAGUGAUUUCUCCGUUUUUUACUUAUUCCAUUUUGAUUUUUGAGCCUCAAUCGUAAAAGUUGUAAUGAGUCGCAAGAAUCAUUGAAUUUAUACCAAAACAUGAAUUCCAUUUCCACGUUUUUGUUUAUGAAAAUAUGUUCAUAAGAUUAUUUCGCUAGUUGAAGGGUGAAAAUUACAGACUUUUCGAGUUUAUCUUUGUGCGAGAUCAGUUUUCUAGAUGAAAGGCUGGAAUUUCUUGGCAAAAUUUCCAUGAGCUAAAGGAACUUUUCUUUAAGGUUGAUAUUUUCAGAACGUUCCAUUCACAUACAAGAAGGUGCCCGAUUUCUUGAAGACAGACAACGUCUACUCGGCUUCGAUGAAGGUCAAUGAGUCGGCAUGCGCUCAAAACAGCCCGAAUUGCAUCUCCGCUUUCCUCUUCACGACAGGCUUCACCACAGUCGCCAAGUUCGUCGCAUUUCCGUCCUGGCACAUCUUUCAACAUACCUUUUAGGUACAGCGACAUGUAUCCUCUGCUGCUGGAAUGGCGCGCGAUCUCCGCCAAAUACCCUGACCUGCAGGUCUACGCCUACUCCGAAAGGAGCAACUUUGCUGAUCAGGUUUUUCCGUCAACGAAUCGAUCUCCCAAAGUUUUUGGUUGCGAAAAGAUAUCUCAGAUAUCAUAAGAAAGAUUUGUUUAUGAAAACAUGCACACUCGGGAAUUCAGACUCACGACAUGGUGGGUACAGUUUGGCAGACGGUCCUGUCGGAAGUCGUCUGCAUGGCCCUCUCUUUCGUCCUUUUCAUUCCGGACCUUGUUUCCAUUUUGGCGGCCUUCUUCUCGCUUCUUUCCGUCAACAUGGGAGUAAGUCCACGGUCUCAGUUUUGAGUUAUCUGAACUUCUGAAGGUGUUCGGAUUCCUUUCUCUUUGGGGCGUCCGAAUCGACCCCGUCUCUAUUUCGACGCUUCUCAUGGCCAUCGGCUUCUCAGUGGACAUUGGUGCCCACAUCAGCUACCACAUCUACCAAGAGAAGUUGCCGGUGAGUCGUUAAAAAGAAGUAAACGAAAAAGAAUCGUGUCCAGACAAUGAGACAGAAGAUUGAACGUUCUUUGCUUCACAUCGGAUGGCCGACGAUGCAAGGCGGUCUUUCGACGAUGCUCGCCAUGAUGCCUAUCACAUUCCAUCCGUCUUACUUAGGCAUGGUCUUCUUCAAGGUCUGGUCUCCUUCCUGUUUGAAUAGAAAUUCAAAACAAGUUCUGCAGUCGGUUUUCCUGGUGUCUAUGUUUGGCCUAGUACAUGGCCUCGUCGUUCUGCCGGUUUUCCUCUCCAUGUUUUCCCAGUUGUUCGGUUAUUGCAAAGGAAGGAGGUUUGUGGUUGAAAUUACGUAUGGAUCUUACAUUGGAAAUUGCAGAGACCAAGUUGGGAAGGGGUCCGAAGGCGGCAGCGGAUAUUCAAGCUCAAGCGACAGCGAUAAACAGGACGAAAGAUUCCAUUCUCAGAGGGCUUCUAUCAACAAUCCAGCCUUCGUUAAGGGAUACUAA
Molecule: messenger RNA, 4515 nt
Organism: Caenorhabditis auriculariae
Lineage: Eukaryota; Metazoa; Nematoda; Chromadorea; Rhabditida; Rhabditidae
Source: the annotation of a GenBank genome assembly